Arxiozyma heterogenica is the source of this 1344-nucleotide messenger RNA. RefSeq names its product Clg1p (gene CLG1). The coding region runs from base 1 to 1344 and encodes 447 amino acids. The record is from RefSeq and is a predicted model, not a curated record. Gene Ontology annotation, biological process: regulation of cyclin-dependent protein serine/threonine kinase activity. The transcript has a single exon. NCBI's taxonomy places the organism in Eukaryota, Fungi, Ascomycota, Saccharomycetes, Saccharomycetales, Saccharomycetaceae. Gene Ontology annotation, molecular function: cyclin-dependent protein serine/threonine kinase regulator activity; protein kinase binding. Gene Ontology annotation, cellular component: nucleus; cyclin-dependent protein kinase holoenzyme complex.
AUGUUACAAUAUCAAUGGAAUAAUAAUUUUGCUGGUUUGCCUUCUAACUCUAAUUCUAAUAAUAUAUUUGAUAAUAUUCCUUCUAAUAAUAAUAAUAAUAAUAAUAAUAAUAAUAAUAAGGUUAAUGGUGGUGUAUCACAAAUUUUAGAUUAUGAUAUUCAAAUAAUGUCUGAUUUCAUUAUAAAAUGUAGUUUAAUAGCAUUUAAUAAUCCUUCAAUAUACAGUUAUGAAAUAGAUAAUAACAACAAUGAUAAUAAUAUUAAUAAUAUUAAUAAUGACAUGAUAAAUUACUUAAAUAAACUCAAAUCAGUAUUAGAUGCAACAAGACUGCCUAAGAUUACAAUAUUUCAGAGUUUAGACAUCUUAUUCAAAUAUAUAAAUAAAAUUGACUUAUUGGAAGAUAACUUAAAAAUGAUUUCAAUCAAUUCGAUUUAUCAACACAUUAUAAUAUCCUUUAUUCUAGCCAAUAAAUUUAAUGACGAUAAAACUUUUACAAAUAAAUCGUGGUCGCACGCUACUGGGAUCCCCAUAGCCAAUCUGAACGACUGGGAAAGAAAUUGGUUGUCCGUAUUGAAUUGGAGACUCUUUGAUGAUAAAUUUGCAUCCUAUGAUAUUUUAUUAAAUUCUUAUGAAAAUUUUAUUAGAGAAAAACAAACUAAUAACAACAAUAAUAUUAACAAUUAUAGUAGUAGUAAUAAUAAUAAUAGUUACAAUAGUACUAUUACUAAUAAUAAUAAUAAUAAUAAUAAUGACUUUUUCCUAUUUUCUUCACCUUUACAAUCCCCAUCUAUUAUCAAAGAUACAGAUUUUACUAACAGGAAUGGUGGUUUCAAUUAUGAUUAUUAUAUUUUCGGUCAAGGAUCAUUACCGCAAUUAUCACCAUCUCUUUCUUUACCUCAACAACUACCACAGCCUAUAAACAAUGUGGUAUUGCCUAAUUCGAAUGAUUACCAAUAUUAUUCUACAAUACCAUUAUCGCUGCCCUACCAACAUGUUAUACCACAACAACAAAACUAUAUGUCAAGUUCAGUACCAUUACAACAAUGUUUUAUACCGCAUUCAUCGGUAGUACCUCAACAACAACAACAAAAUUACCAAGUAGACCCGAUGUAUUCUUUUUCAGGAGCUUACAACAACAAUAACAGCAAUAGUGACAAUAUUUGUAAUACGAACCUCAAUAACAAUAUUUAUUGGAACCAAAAUGUUAAUGCAUUUAAUGCUGCUAUUCCCACUGUUGUAAAUAAUAACACUAAUACUAAUAUGAAUAGUUUUUAUUAUCCAGACUUUAAAAGUUUUAAUAUGAUAAACCCAAUUAAUAAUAUAAAUUACAAUAUAGUGUAUUGA